AUGGCCCGAAAUCAACCACCGACGAUGCUCUCCCUCCUCCUCUCCGCGGCCCUCGCAUCAGCCGCCCAACCCGGCGCCGCCCCCGCCGUCGCCGCCCCGAUGCGCGACCUGACCUGGGGCCAGCUCAACUUCCUCCACACGACCGACACCCACGGCUGGCACGGCGGCCACCUCCUCGAGCCGCAGUACUCCGCCGACUGGGGCGACUACGUCUCCUUCGCCGCCCACAUGCGCCGCAAGGCCGACGAGCGCGGCGCCGACCUCCUCGUCGUCGACACCGGCGACCGCGUCGAGGGCAACGGCCUCUACGACGCCUCCGCCCCCAAGGGCCUCUUCACCUACGACGUCUUCCGCGAGCAGACCGUCGACCUCAUCUGCACCGGCAACCACGAGCUCUACAUGGCCGACGCCGCCCAACGCGAGCACGACAUCACCGUCCCCAACUACAAAGAAAACUACAUCGCCUCCAACCUCGACUACAUCGACCCCAAGACCGGCGAGCGCGUGCCCCAGGCCCAGCGCUUCCGCCGCUUCAAGACCAAGAACCAAGGCCUCGACGUCAUCGCUCUCGGCUUCCUCUUCGACUUCACCGGCAACGCGAACAACACCGUCGUCCAGCCCGUCGAGGACACCCUCAAGGAGGAGUGGUUCACGAAGCUCAUCGGCGAGGAGAAGCCCGACCUCUUCGUCGUCAUCGGUCACGUCGGCUUGCGCAUGCCCGAGCUCAAGAAGAUCUACACCGCCCUGCGCAAGGAGAACUGGAGCGUGCCGAUUGCCAUCUUCGGCGGCCACGCCCACGUCCGCGACGCCCUCAGCUUCGACAAGGACGCCUUCGCCAUGGCGAGCGGCCGCUACUUUGAGACCAUCGGGUGGAUGUCCGUCGACAACAUCAAGAAGAGGUCCAAGAAGUCCGACGAGGUCUCCGCCGAGGCCGUCUCCUUCACGCGAAAGUACAUUGACAACAACCUGUACGGCCUGCACCACCACACCGGCCUCAACGAGACGACCUUCCCCACCGACCACGGCCGCAACGUCAGCGCCAUGAUCACAAAGGCCCGCAAGGCGCUUGACCUCGACUACAAGUACGGCUGCGCGCCCAAGGACCUGUGGAUGAACCGCGUCGAGUACCCGAGCGACGACAGCAUCUACACCUGGCUCGAGAAGGAGGUCCUGCCCGCCGUCAUCCACAACAAGGACCGCAAGGACGUGCCCCGCCUCGCCAUCGUCAACACGGGCGGCAUCCGCUUCGACAUCUUCAAGGGCGCCUUCACCAAGGACAGCACCUUCAUCGUUUCCCCCUUCACUAGCGGCUUCAAGUACAUCCCCGACGUCCCCUACGGCGUCGCCAAGCGCGUCCUCGAUCUGCUCAACCAGGCCGGCAAGAUCUUCGAGGCCGACACGCAGGACGCGCGCUUCAUGAACAUCCCCGAGAUGAUGUACCCUACAGGCGACAUCCUCAACGCCAUGAAGAAGGCCGACGCCGACCAGGAGCCCCGCCGCCUCGAGCUGCGUUCCGAGCAGCACCCCCUUGCCGACGACGAAAAGUCCAAGCCCGACCUCGUCAGCGGAUACACCACGAAGGACGACCUCGGCACCGACGGCGACGACACGGAGCACACCCCGAUCCCGUCCUUCCCCGUCCCCAACUGCAUCCAGACCGCCAUCGACUUCCCCAAGGAGGGCGAGCCGGAAAAGGUCGACCUCGUCUUCAUCGACUUCAUCCUGCAGUGGGUAAUUGUCGCCCUCAAGUUCAGCGGAGGUGACUACAGCGACAAGGACGUGCUGACGUACUCCGACGAGACGCUCACCUACAAGAUGGGCGAGUGGAUCAAGGAGAAUUGGAAGGGCGACUGCUGA
Molecule: messenger RNA, 1857 nt
Organism: Colletotrichum siamense
Lineage: Eukaryota; Fungi; Ascomycota; Sordariomycetes; Glomerellales; Glomerellaceae
Product: Secreted protein
Exons: 1
Coding region: 1-1857 (618 amino acids)
Biological process (GO): nucleotide catabolic process
Cellular component (GO): cytosol
Molecular function (GO): hydrolase activity
Source: RefSeq, a predicted model, not a curated record